Messenger RNA from Synchiropus splendidus (mandarinfish), 2339 nucleotides. RefSeq lists its product as uncharacterized. Gene Ontology annotation, molecular function: DNA binding. The record is from RefSeq and is a predicted model, not a curated record. Lineage: Eukaryota; Metazoa; Chordata; Actinopteri; Syngnathiformes; Callionymidae. Bases 220 to 2154 code for a protein of 644 amino acids. The transcript is spliced from 7 exons.
GCCUUGUUUCCUGUCGAGCUUGGCGUGACCACGGGUCGCUGACUCACUGGGGCGCAUGAAUCAACUCACCCACGGAUCAGUCCUUCGCUGCUGUCAUUCGGUUAUAUCUUGGCCGAUUCUUUGCAGGGAGCAGUUCGGACACGAAGAAGUGAAGCUGAACGACCGCGAUCAGUCAUCUUCACGUUGAUCUGCGGGUCUCGAGCUACCCACGAACACGACAUGAACGCUGAAAUGAAGGACGACUGUGAAGUUGUCCCUGAAGAGGGAGAUGUGAUGGGCUUCCCCCCGAUUGAUGAUGUCGACAUUAAUUCCAACCUUGAUGGUAUGUUGGAGGCAGCCAAAGCAGGACAAAGGAGGGAUAAAGAGCUGUCGGCUCAGCUCCCAACAAAGCGUCGGAACACCAGGAGUGUAAUAUGGAUGCACUUUGAACGCCUGGACGACGUGGGGGCCGUUCAGUGUCGACUCUGCAACAAAACAAUGCAGUUUCCUUCUGGCACAACCUCAAAUCUGCACCGGCACAUGUCUAAGAAACACCCGUUUGUUUCACUACAAAAAGGGAGCGUGGCCAAUUCCAGGUCGGUGCAGAAGAGGAGAGCGGACAACCCUGAGGAGGGGGUGUUCCAAGUUGAAGUGCAAGUUGGAGAUGAUGAGCUGAGUGCCACAAAGAGCUCCAUCAAUGAUGUUGAGAUCAACUCUGCCAUCAAAGACAUCUUGGAAGUUGCACAUGGAGGCUCUUCAAAAGAAGGUGUAGAGGAAGGCACGAGUGGUCAUUACCCAUCAAGCCAACGUGGGAAUUUACGGAGCACAAUUUGGAGUCUCUUUGAGCGCUUGGAUCACCUUGGUGCUGCUCGCUGUCUCUUAUGCAACAAAAAGAUCACGUGCUUGAACGGAAGCACGGGGAACCUUCACCGACAUAUGUCGACUAGACACUCGCAGGUUGUGAAUUCUGGCAUGGGGAGAAUAGAGGACGCCUUUUCACACCUGGAGACGGCUGACUGCAGUGAGCUGGGCGUGGAAGUGGCCAUUGACACGGAGGCAGCCCACGACGUCAUCACAGAUAACGAAGUUGACAUGACCAUGGCUGCUGACGGAGAACUGGAAGACUCCGAAGUAGAUCAAGCGGAGCACACAGAAGACAAUGAGACAAGCAUUGACCUCACAACAACCCGGCGGCGGAAUACGACCAGCAUGAUUUGGAACUACUUUGAGCGCUGGGAUGAUGUGGGAGCCGCUCAGUGUCGGAUCUGCCUUAAAAAAAUGCAGUUUCUUGACAGCAGCACGGGGAACCUUCACCGACACAUGGCUAAGAGACACCCACAAAUUCUGCUGCAAAAACGAAGGGUGGCAAGUCAGCUGUCACUUGAUGACAACCUGUCUUCUUAUCAGGAGGUUAAGGACGGAGUGUUUUCAGUUAAUGUGCUGCUGGGUGAUGACGUGACAAAUGCAGCCAAAGAUGGCGAGAUAAACGCAGGUGCUGAUGAUGCUUCGGAGGCUGCACAAGGAGGUCCAUCCAAAAGAAGGAAAGGGACGACGGCUCGUCGACCGAUUCGUCCGCUCGGGAACACACGGAGCACGAUUUGGCGACUCUUUGAGCGCAUGGAUCAUCUGAGGGCUGUUCGAUGUCUGAUGUGCAAGAAGAUGAUUUGUUUCAACGGAAGCACAGGGAAUCUGCAUCGACACAUGUCCACUAGACACCCCGACAUCCUGCUGCACUCACCGAGGAAGGCACGGGCCAAUGCCAAACAAGAACUGAACACUAGCAUGGAGGCUUCAGCAGUCUUGCAGACGGUUGACAACCAUGAGCAGGGAGGGCUUUCAGAAGACAGUCAAGUAUUACACGUGCUGAGCGGAGAACGACAUGAUUUCAGGAGAGAGUGUGAGCUGAUAGAAGCUCUGAGACGAACGCAGAGAGAGGAGGCGAUGGCUCUGGAACAUCGGCGAGAGCUUCUGGAAAAGCUACUCUCUGUGAGUGCGCGUGAGUCUGCUGUGGAAAAGGCGCAAAUUGAGUCACUACGCAGAGUGCAGCAAGAGGAAGCCGAAGACUUGCAGCGGCUCAGAGAAGAGCUGAAGAUGGAAAGAGAUGAGCUGGACAAGAAAUGGGAAGAACUUCGGUUGGAAAAAGAAAAACUGUUUUCAGAGCAGCAUGCCUUCUGAUGGACUGUCUGAAUAUCAGCUAGCAAGUCAAGAGCAUUGUUGGUGCUACAAGUGUUACAUAAAGAACUCUCACCGUCACCUGAUGACGCUAGUCUUGUUGCUAAUUUUAAAAGGACACAUUUUGUUUUAAAACAGAUUUAGAAUUAGCAUUUCUUUUGGUUCUUAGCGCUUAACAAUAAAUUACC